This is a messenger RNA of Capsella rubella, 1072 nucleotides long. RefSeq names its product auxin-responsive protein IAA14. Lineage: Eukaryota; Viridiplantae; Streptophyta; Magnoliopsida; Brassicales; Brassicaceae. Gene Ontology annotation, cellular component: nucleus. Gene Ontology annotation, biological process: regulation of DNA-templated transcription. Gene Ontology annotation, molecular function: protein binding. The transcript is spliced from 5 exons. The record is from RefSeq and is a predicted model, not a curated record. Bases 131 to 817 code for a protein of 228 amino acids.
CGACUCUUCUCUCAUUCCCCUUUUCUUGCUCCCCUCUUAUCAAAACUUCACCCCCCAACAAGAAAAUUUAGAGAGAGGAAAAGAGAUAACGAGAGACAGAAACAAAAACAAAGAAAGAAAGAGAGAAGAGAUGAACCUUAAAGAAACGGAGCUCUGCCUUGGCCUCCCCGGAGGGGCUGAAACCGUGGAGAGUCCGGCCAAGUCCGGUGUUGGGAAUAAGAGAGGCUUCUCUGAGACCGUUGAUCUCAAACUCAAUCUUCAAUCUAACAAACAAGGACAUGGGGAUCUCAAUGUUUCUGGAUCUAUCAAAGAGAAGACUCUCCUUCAAGACCCUACAAAGCCUCCAACUAAAGCACAAGUGGUAGGUUGGCCACCAGUGAGGAACUACCGGAAAACUGUUAUGGCUACUCAGAAGAACGGUGAAACGGAGGAGACAAUGAGCAGUGGUGGAGGAACUAUCGCCUUUGUGAAGGUUUCUAUGGAUGGAGCUCCUUAUCUUCGUAAGGUUGACCUCAGGAUGUACAACAGCUAUAAAGAUCUCUCUGAUGCUUUGGCCAAAAUGUUCAGCUCCUUUACCAUGGGGAGUUAUGGAGCACAAGGAAUGAUAGAUUUCAUGAACGAGAGUAAAGUGAUGGAUCUGUUGAACAGUUCUGAGUAUGUCCCAAGCUACGAGGACAAAGAUGGUGAUUGGAUGCUCGUUGGUGAUGUCCCUUGGCCGAUGUUUGUUGAGUCGUGCAAACGUUUGCGCAUUAUGAAAGGAUCCGAAGCAAUUGGCCUUGCUCCAAGAGCAAUGGAGAAGUGCAAAAACCGAUCCUGAACAAAGAAAAUGAAGACAAUAAUGGAUUCUUGAUUUUAUUUUUUUAAUUUGUAUUGUUAUAUAUGAUCAUAUAUAUGUGUGUUGAAAUUUUAAAUAUUAAUGGUAUAUAGGGUAAUAGUAUUGUUUACGAAAAAGUGGUCAAAAAAUUGUAUUUGAUCAGAAGUCGAAAGUUUAAAUAUGUCUGUGUUUCUGUUUCUUCUCUUAAUUAAGUAGAAAUUAAACUUUAAGGUGUAAUUGUGAUAGUGAUUCUAUAGA